UUACAGUCUAAAGCCGCCCGGCUGCUCCGGCGCGGGGAGGGAUUUACCUGCUGCUGCUGCUGCAGCUCCCGCUGUUGUUGUGAGCGGCGCUUCGCCCGCCUCUUUCUCCCCCGGGCAGGCAGCGCAGCAGCGUCAGGAGGAUUGCGCGGGGCUGAGUCAACAGCGGGACCCGCUCGGGGUGCUGCUGCGUGGCUUCGUCGCUUCGUUUGCCAAGGAGUAAACAAAACUGUCCCGUUCUUCGGACCCUCAAGGAUCAUUAUUCCAGUGGAAGGAUCCGAGCAGGGCGGGGGGGAAACGGAGGCGACGAGGGACCCUCUGCGAGUGGCCUUCUAAGGAGGGCUGAGGCCGGGUCAGGUAUUCGCCCUCUUUGCAUCUUUUCUUGCCACUUUCACAGCGGGGCGCACCCAGCCUUGCAGAUCAAAGAUGCCUGUCCAGACGUGACAUUUGUAAUGCAGUGAAUUGCCAUACAGAGCACAAAGGAAAUUUACUAUGGCCUAGAACAACGGACCUUUGGAGAGUUUAUGAUGUCCACAGGUACGAGUGACAGAAAAAACCAUCAGGCUGUCAGCCUGGAAGGAGUUGAUCCAGAAACCUGCAUGAUAGUCUUUAAAACUCACUGGUCACAGGUGGUGAAAAUCUUGGAGAAGCAUGACCCUUUGAAAAAUAUCCAAGCAAAAUAUGGAGCAAUUCCUCAAGAUGAAGCCAGCACUGUGCAGAACUAUGUAGAGCAUAUGCUUUUUUUGUUAAUUGAAGAACAAGCUAAGGAUGCUGCCAUGGGACCCAUCUUGGAGUUUGUCGUCACAGAGAAUAUUAUGGAAAAACUCUUCUUAUGGAGUCUCAGAAGGGAAUUCACAGAUGAGAUGAAAAUUGAACAGCUAAAGAUGUAUGAGAUGCUUGUCACUCAGUCCCACCAGCCCUUGCUGCAUCAUAAACCCAUCCUGAAGCCUUUGAUGAUGUUGCUGAGCUCUUGUUCAGGAACCACAAUAUCCGCUGUGGAAGCAGAGCUGGUGGUAUUACUGAACCAGCUGUGCUCAACUCUAGCCAAAGAUCCAUCCAUUCUGGAACUGUUUUUCCAUACUAGUGAGGACCAAGGGGCUGCAAACUUCCUAAUUUUUUCCCUGUUGAUUCCUUUCAUCCACCGUGAAGGGACCAUAGGCCAACAGGCUCGUGAUGCACUACUUUUUAUAAUGUCACUUUCUGCAGAAAACAGCGUAGUUGCUAAUCACAUAGUAGAAAACACUUAUUUUUGUCCGGUGCUAGCAACAGGUCUAAGUGGCCUGUAUUCAUCUUUGCCUACAAAGCUGGAAGAGAAAGGAGAAGAAUGGCACUGCCUGCUGAAAGAUGAGUGGCUUCUGUCUCCAGCCCUUGUCCAGUUCAUGAACUCCCUAGAGUUUUGCAAUGCAGUGAUACAGGUGGCACAUCCACUGAUUCGCAGCCAACUUGUGGACUACAUUUAUAAUGGAUUCUUAGUGCCAGUAAUGGCCCCAGCUCUUCAUAAGCUGACUGUGGAGGAAGUCAUGACAACAACUGCAUACUUGGAUCUCUUUUUGCGGAGUGUUUCAGAACCAGCAUUACUCCAGAUCUUUCUCCGUUUCAUCCUGCUGCACCGUCAUGAGAAUGUACAGAUUCUGGACACCCUCACAAGCCGCAUAAACACUCCAUUUCGGCUCUGUGUGGUAUCCUUGGCGUUGUUCAGAACUCUUAUCAGCUUGCACUGUGAAGAUGUGAUUCUACAGUUAGUUUUAAGAUACCUGAUACCUUGUAAUCACAUCAUGCUGAGCCAAAGAAGGGCCGUUAGGGAGAGAGACUGGUAUUCAGUAUCUGCUGCUCGACUGCUUGCCUUGACUCCAGUUUGCUGCUCUAGUGGGAUUUCUCUAACUCUUGAAAAACAAGAAAAAGACUAUAUUGUAUGGAGAAAGAGCAUACAUGGUACCGGUUCCACUGGGGAGUUAUCAAGUAGAAGCAUUACAGACUCCACGUGUAUUGUGGAAUAUGGUCAAAGUGUAGAUAUCAGUUACUUGCAGUAUCUUUGGGAUGCUCAGUUCCUUAUACUCCACUGCAUGAAAGACUGCCAGGUUUGGUCUGCUCCAUAUGAUGGUGAAAACCCUGAUCCACACACCUUUAUUCAAACUCUGGUUGAAGAAGACACUAAAAAUAGACAGCAUCCCAUUUUAAGACGUCAUCACAGAACUCAUAGUACUCGUAGCUCCUCUCAGCUGGAACUGGAGUGGGAUGAUAGCUAUGAUACAGGGAUUUCUCCUGGAUCUGGUACUGGCUCUCCUCAGCAUGACGAUGAUUUAGGGAAUGUAGACAGGCAACCACCUGCAGAACCACCAAAGCAUAUUCAGGAAAUGAAGAAGAAUGCAAUUAUGUUGAUCAAGGGGUCAUAUAUAGAAGACUCUGACUUUCAGGAUGAUGUCAUGGUGUAUCGGUUGUGUGCUGAAAAGGAUGCUCAGGAAGCAGACAGCAUAAAGAAGGAAGCUUUAAGCACAAUAGUGUCAGAAUCUCAAAAACCAAAUAAUCAAAAGCAGCUCCAUACUAAUGGGCCUCUUAAAAAUCCUCAACCAGAUGCCCAUUUGGAAAAGAACAAUAUGAAAAAUUCCAGUUUAACUCAAGAAGCAAUGGCAGAACAAGUACACAACAGCACUGCUAACAUGAAUCAGGAAACACACAUGGAAUGGAACUUGUCUUCUCAAGAAGCAGAUGAUAAUGCUAACGUAAAACCGCUGAGUCCAGAGAGUGAGGAUUUUAUCUCCCAGUGCAAUAAUAUCAUUAAAGAACUGGAUACUAACACUACAGGCUUAGUGGAACUUAAAUCGCUUAUGCCAGAUACUAUCUCUCCAAUGGAAGAGGAGGAGGACUUUGAAAAUUUUUCAGCUGACACGCCAUCAAUAGAAAGUAUGCCUUCACCAUUUGGUUCAAAAGAGUUAUGGUCCAGCAACCCUGCAAGAAUCCAGAAUGUUCCAUUUACAGGACCUUUUAUAAGUGUGGUGCUAUCAAAAUUGGAGAACAUGUUGGAGAACUCACUGUAUGUCAAUUUGCUUCUCAUUGGAAUUAUAACUCAUCUGGCUAGUUAUCCACAACCACUUCUCCGUUCUUUUCUGCUCAAUACCAAUAUGGUAUUUCAGCCUAGUGUGCGAUCACUGUAUCAGGUGCUGGCAUCUGUGAAAAAUAAAAUUGAGCAGUUUGCUUCCAACGAAAAGGAUUUUCCCCACCUUCUCAUACAAGCACAGCAAUACCUGCUUAUACGAGUGGACAUGUCUGAUAUUCCGCUAGAGUCAUUGACCAAAGACCACGCUCAACACACCAACAUCAUGGGCAAAGGAAGGAACCUUUCAGAGACUUCACAAACCAUCCUGCAGCCUUUCUUGGGAAGCAAGAUGAGAAGAGGAGCUGCUCUUCUUGGCGCCCCUUUGCCAGUCAGGAAUGCCAUCCUGGCAGCUGCACUCUUCCCGGAGUUUCUCAAGGAACUGGCUGCUCUAGCCCAGGAACAUUCAAUUCUAUGUGGCAAAGUAUUUGCUGAUUUUGAGAAUUAUUAUUAGUUUAUUUCACAAGACUUUUUAUUCUAGUUUUUUAAACACCAAACUAUUUCUAAAGGCAAAAUCAACUUUAUAUUCCUGAAAAUACUUGAUUGGAGAGAUACUGUUACGUCUUUAUUUUGGGCCUUAUUUCCAGCUGUACAAAUGGCAGUCAUUAAGCUACACUUUAAUGUACCUUAUUCCAACCCUUGAUUUUAUUUACCUCAGCCUCCCUCAUUAAACUCUAUGACAGUCACUUUGGGGUGAGUUAAAAAGGCUCAGUUGUACAGUCAGCUGCAGGGUUUUUUUUUUCUAUUUAGUGGACUUGGUUUCCCAAGAAGAGAUAAGAGAAUACCAAUAAGAACCAGCACGAUAAAUCCAAUAAGACUUCUUUGCAAUUACGCUUUUGGUUUUUAUUUAAGGGGAAAGAUAACAGUCCUUCCAUUCAGCUUUGACAGAUGAAUCAAAAUGAAUUUGACAUAUAUAGACAUGUGACUUGCGGAAAGCAGGUGCUCUCCUGAAUACAUACCACGUUGCCUUAUGCUGUGGACAAGUCUGUAGCUUUCAGCUGUUGAAUCCUUUGAAGUUUAACAGAAUCAGUAAAUGGCCAUUGAAUGUAGACCACAUGGAAUUUUUCCCCUGCCAUUUCUCUGCUUUCUCUAAAAAAACUAGAUGAUGAUCUAACACUUGAGCCUUACUUCAGGAAAAUUUGCAGAGCAAAUUUUUUUUUCUAUGCAAUCUGUAACACGCUUUGUAGAACACAUUUAUAUACUUCUAUUGUUAAGCUGAAGACAGAGAUAGAUCAAGAAAUUUUAAAGUCAUGUUAUAAAAGUUAAUUAUAUUUUUAAGUCAGACUUUGAAAAAAAAUCUUGUCUCUAAGCUAUAUUUUUCUUUUUAUAAUUUAAAUGCUAUUUUGGUCAAAGAUAAGAUUUCUAGUACCUGUAAAACACAGGGUAUUUAUUUGUGAUGUAUGCUAAUUUGUCCUAAUUUUUGCACUUUUGAGAAAUAACAGUACAUGUUGCUACUUGCAGCAUAAGAAUGUUACUAAGGUCCAUACGCUGGAACUUAUUGCCACUGGUGUCCACUUGAACCUUUUAUUUUGUGAGUAAUGAGGUUCAUUAGAAAGGGUCCCAACAUGAUGAAUUGGUGCACUGCAGUUGCAUUUCAGCUUCUUCUAGUAAGAGUAAUUGUUUCUGCCGUGCUGAAGUUGACUCUUUACCCAGUGGCUCAGUUCUUGAAAGCCUUCAUAAUCUUUUUUUAUAACAAGAGAAAAUGAGAAGCUACUCUAAAACAAAGUAAAAACAGAAAGCAAAGACAAGACUUGAAAGCAAUUAGAUUUGCUUCUGUUCAUAAAUUCCAUAUGGAGCUACUAAUAGUAGUGAAAAUCUUUGUAUCUUCCAUGAUAGAUCAUGGCAUCAAAACAAACUUGUAUUUCCUUGGAAGGAUUAUCACAUACUCACUUGAAUUUAGAAGAACAAAAACAUCAAGAGAGGAGCUGCUGUCUCCUGCUUCAUUCCUAAACAACAUUCCCCUGAUCCAGCCUUUUUGCCCAUUCUUUCUUCCCUCUGUUCUAGGCCAAAGUUAGAGGCUUGUGGUCUAUAACAAGCGAGAUGGAGUAAAGUGCAGCACCUUCCAAAUGCCUGAUGAGAUUUUCAUGAAUAAAACUAGUGAUGUAAUAAUACCGUCUUUAAGAACAUAAGAACAAGCCAGCUGGAUCAGACCAGAGUCCAUCUAGUCCAGCUCUCUGCUACUCGCAGUGGCCUACCAGGUGCCUUUGGGAGCUCACA
This is a messenger RNA of Sphaerodactylus townsendi, 5305 nucleotides long. RefSeq names its product FHF complex subunit HOOK interacting protein 1A (gene FHIP1A). The transcript has 12 exons. The record is from RefSeq and is a predicted model, not a curated record. NCBI's taxonomy places the organism in Eukaryota, Metazoa, Chordata, Lepidosauria, Squamata, Sphaerodactylidae. Bases 522 to 3542 code for a protein of 1006 amino acids.